Messenger RNA from Camponotus floridanus (Florida carpenter ant), 657 nucleotides. Its product is annotated as proto-oncogene tyrosine-protein kinase ROS-like. Gene Ontology annotation, biological process: cell surface receptor protein tyrosine kinase signaling pathway; regulation of TOR signaling; positive regulation of kinase activity. Gene Ontology annotation, cellular component: signaling receptor complex. NCBI's taxonomy places the organism in Eukaryota, Metazoa, Arthropoda, Insecta, Hymenoptera, Formicidae. The transcript is spliced from 2 exons. Gene Ontology annotation, molecular function: ATP binding; transmembrane receptor protein tyrosine kinase activity. Bases 1 to 657 code for a protein of 218 amino acids. The record is from RefSeq and is a predicted model, not a curated record.
AUGGCCGAAGAAGACGUAAUUUUCAUUGAUGAUGAAGACGAAGAUGUAAUCAUCAUCAACAUUGAAGACGAAGAUGUUAUUAUCGUUGAUGAGGACAUUGAAGAGGCUGUUAUAGUCGAAGAUGGAAAUCAAAUGGAUGUCGAUGGCUCUGAGGAAGAAUCCGAAGAGGAGGAAAUACCAUCCUUAGUGGAUUCAGAUUAUGCCAGUGAUAAUGAUGAAGAAUUAAGACUGAAAAAAUUUAAACAUUUAAACGUGUUUCGAGGAAUGGUGAAGAACUUAGAAAGAUCGGGCACAGAGAUAUCCGUUGCAAUAAAAACGCUUCAAAAAGAUGCUUUUUCCCAUGAGAAGAAGAAAUUGAUAGAGGAAGCCAAGCUUAUGAAUCAUUUUCGACACAAACGUAUAUUAAGAUUGUUGGCCAUUUGUUUAGAUGGAGAUUCUCCGUUACUGUUCGUGUUGGAAUUGAUGGAAGCUGGUGAUCUGUUAAAAUAUUUGAGAGAUUGUCGUUUGCAAGAAUCGGAUUCGCCUGCUGUGCGUUUGCAGGAUUUGCUCGCCAUAUGCGAAGAUAUUGUGCGAAGUUAUUGUUACUUGGAAGAGUUGCGUUUCGUACAUAGAGAUCUAGCGUGUCGUAAUUGUAUAGUAGUCUUCGAGAAAUCAUGA